This is a messenger RNA of Sordaria macrospora k-hell, 1830 nucleotides long. RefSeq lists its product as uncharacterized. Gene Ontology annotation, cellular component: membrane. Gene Ontology annotation, biological process: transmembrane transport. Lineage: Eukaryota; Fungi; Ascomycota; Sordariomycetes; Sordariales; Sordariaceae. Gene Ontology annotation, molecular function: transmembrane transporter activity. The record is from RefSeq and is a predicted model, not a curated record.
AUGUACUCGUCGUCGACCACAGCCGCGUCUGAACGGAGCCGUCGCUCAAGCCUCGAUUCCACCGUUGUUGACUUCUCUCCAUACCUGGACACCGAGUCUGAUCCCCUAUUACGAUUACCCAAACCAUUUGACCACCACGACUAUCAUGAUUAUCAUCCACAUGGACCGUACCACUCCAUCGCUACCGCCAACCCCUCCUCGCCCUCCCUUGUCUCCAUCAGCCACCCGUCCCAAUCCCAGCCCUUGUCCCUCCAGCUCAGACAGAGAAUCAACCGCAAAACAGACCUCCUCCUUCUCCCCCUCCUCUCAAUCCUCUACCUCUUCAAUGGCCUCGACCGCGGAAACGUCGGAAACGCUCAGACUCAGGGGUUCACAGCGGAUAUCGGUUGCGAGCCGGCCGAUCUGAACCUGGCCAUCUCGGCGUUUUGGGUCAUGUUUGUUGCUUGUCAGCCCGUAUCGGCUGCCUUUGGGAGGAGAUGGGGAGGGAGAGUGUGGAUUGUUGGAAUCAUGGCCUUUAUCAAGGGAAGAGUCUCUCUCAUAACCACCCGCCUCCUCGUCGGCGCCUUCGAAGCAGGCUUCUACCCCACGGCUCUCGCCUACUUGACGGCUUUUUACCCCCCGUUUGACCUUGCUGUGCGCAUUGCGCUGUUUUACGGACAAUAUGCCGUGGCAGGGGCGUUUUCUGGGGCUAUAGCCUAUGUCAUAUUCCGGAUAGAGCACCCGACGCUUAAGAGCUGGCAGCUCCUGUUCCUCAUCGAAGGUGGUGCGACAUGUCUUGUCGCACUGUUUGCUUGGGCGUGGUUGCCCGAGGGGCCGGAGAGUGCUUGGUUUUUGACGGAAGAAGAGAGAAGGGUAUUUAGGAGACGUCGUCGGGUCGUGGACCGAACGACAGGUAAAGGAUGGACAACGGAAAGUGAUGAUGAAGGAAUGAACGGGAGGUACCAUGGCGAAGAAGAUACCGAGAUUCAGCGGAUGGUAGUAACAGUCCCAUCCGCUGAAGAUGUUGAAGAAGAAGAAGAAGAAGAAGAAGAAGAAGCAUCCGGACGUCUGGUAACAUGGCGAGAAAUCGUCCAAGUCGUCCGAGACUGGAAGCUCUGGUUGCUUCUCUUCUGCAACAUCUGCGCCAGCGUUCCCAGCACCGCAUUCUCGGUAUUCCUGCCUUUGGUAGUAGAGGAUAUGGGAUUUUCCUCUCUACAAGCUAACCUGAUGUCAGUCCCCCCCUUCAUCUUCGGCGCCUUAGGCGUCUACCUCUUCGCCCUCUCCUCCGAUCGUCGUCGAGAGCGCGGGUAUCACAUCAUAGCCGGCCUGGCCAUUUCCGCUGUCGGGUUGGCAGGUAUUCUUUUUCUGACCAGUUCCACUUCCACUUCGCCGACAGGCAAAUACCAGUACGUGGCUUUGUGCGUUCUUCUCUUUGGGAGCUACGUGCCCCCGCCUCUGACGGCUGCUUGGAUAUCGAAUAACACGCACGGAGACCCGAAUAAGGGGGCGUUGGUGCUGGGGAUUAAUGGGUGGGGAAACCUGGCGGGGGUUAUUGGGAGUUGGGUUUUUAGGGUUGGUGAUGGUGAGCGUGGUGGUGACCAAGGGAAAGGAAAGGGAGAUGGGCAUGGAGAUGGGGAUAUGUAUAGAAAGCCUUUGUUGAUUACGCUUGGGUUUGUGGGGAUGGCGAUUAUAGGGUUUUGGGUGUAUACGGAGGUUUUGAGGUGGGAGGAUAAUAAGGAGAAGACAGCGGAUGAGGAUGAGGCUGAAGUUGAAGCUGGGAAGAUGGUGGAGGAGAGCAGCAGGAUAACGGAUGAUGAGAGAAAGCCAUGUUCUAGGGAUGGUAGCUUGUAA